Westerdykella ornata is the source of this 1464-nucleotide messenger RNA. RefSeq names its product longevity assurance proteins LAG1/LAC1. The transcript is spliced from 4 exons. Bases 1 to 1464 code for a protein of 487 amino acids. Gene Ontology annotation, biological process: ceramide biosynthetic process. Gene Ontology annotation, molecular function: sphingosine N-acyltransferase activity. The record is from RefSeq and is a predicted model, not a curated record. Gene Ontology annotation, cellular component: membrane. NCBI's taxonomy places the organism in Eukaryota, Fungi, Ascomycota, Dothideomycetes, Pleosporales, Sporormiaceae.
AUGCCGAACGGUAUCGCCCACUCCGAGUGCGCCAAUGGGGCCAGAUGGCAGAACGGUUCGAUCGGCAGUCUCAAAAAUGUGGGAAAGCCUGUAAAAAAGCAAAAGACUAGCAAGAGCAGAGUCGAAGAUGAGACCCUUUUCGGGACUCUGUGCAAUACCAUAUGCAACAACCAGAUAGGAAUCUCCGUAAACCUCCUCCUACUUCUUGUAAUGACACAUAUCUUCUUUCCCCGCGUUCGACGGCGCACCUCGAAAUUCUUCCGCCUUUCCUACUAUAACCCCGACACCCAGCUGUACGGCUGCGGGAUGGACGAUCUCCCGUUCGUACUGCUAUGGAUCGUCAUAUUCACUGCCCUGCGUGUUUUCGUAAUGGAAUACCUACUCGACCCCUUUGCGCGCUACAACGGGGUCAAGACCAAGAAGGGCUUGGUUAGAUUCAAGGAGCAGGCCUGGUUGGUCAUGUACUGUACCUGCUCCUGGUCGCUGGGAAUGUACCUCAUGUACCAUUCCGAGUUCUGGUUCAACCUCAAUGGCCUAUGGAAGGGAUGGCCCUUCCGUGAAGUUACCAGCCUUCACAAAGUGUACUAUCUCCUCCAGUGGGCGUUCUACAUUCAGCAGAUCAUUGUGGUCAACAUCGAGGAGAAGCGGAAAGACUAUGCACAGAUGUUCACGCACCAUAUCUUCACCUGUUCUCUGAUUUUCCUCAGCUAUGGCUAUUACCAUAUCAGGGUUGGCACUAUCAUCCUAUGCAUCAUGGAUUUGAUCGAUAUAAUUCUUCCUACUGCCAAAUUACUGAAGUAUUCCGGCUACCCGAGAGCAUGCGACUUCACAUUUAACCUCUUUGCUGUGACGUGGUUCGUCACCCGCCACAUCUUUUUCGGCAUGGUCAUCUGGUCCAUCUACGCACACACACCAACCGCUAUGGCUCCUGGCUGUUACCUCGCGGAUGGCUCCAUGGUCCCGGCGUCUGAUACGGCCAGAUACGAUUCCCUCGGCGGCAACCUGAUUUGGGCCAACAUCCUCAAAGCAUACACCGACCGGACGGGGCCUGUUUGCUGGAAUCCAACCAUUCGUUACAGCUUCCUGGGACUUCUUCUCGCGCUCCAGGGAAUAAUAUGCCUCUGGUCCGCUACCAUUUGCAAGGUCAUUUGGAAGGUCGUUAGCGGGCAAAACGCAGAAGACGCGCGCUCGGAAGACGAAGGCGAGGAGUCGGGAAUGGAGGACGAGAUGUCGAAUGUCACCCGUCCUAUCGGUAGCAUAAAGUCCAGCCAUGACUGGGCCCCUGUCGAGGAGGAAGUCGGCAUAGAUGCCAUCAAUAUUUCGCGGAGAAGUAGCACCGGCGUGAGGAGCUACAAGCGCAGCGCGAACCGUACCACUGCAACCAGGACUUCUGCGAUCAGUAUUCCGGGUCAUGGAGACAGGAAAGAGCUUCUGGGCCGCAUUGGGUGUGAUAAGCCUACCUGA